Messenger RNA from Sinocyclocheilus grahami, 7340 nucleotides. RefSeq names its product ubiquitin protein ligase E3 component n-recognin 5 (gene ubr5). NCBI's taxonomy places the organism in Eukaryota, Metazoa, Chordata, Actinopteri, Cypriniformes, Cyprinidae. Gene Ontology annotation, molecular function: ubiquitin binding; ubiquitin-ubiquitin ligase activity; RNA binding. The coding region runs from base 189 to 7340 and encodes 2383 amino acids. Gene Ontology annotation, biological process: positive regulation of canonical Wnt signaling pathway; protein polyubiquitination. The record is from RefSeq and is a predicted model, not a curated record. Gene Ontology annotation, cellular component: cytoplasm; nucleus. The transcript has 49 exons.
AGUGUCGCCGGCUCACUCGCAUCCUCCCCAACAGACCCAAAGAAGCUUAAACAGAGUUAAGAUGGCGGCAUGUGGAUGAGAAGGUUGUACAUUUCAGCUCUUCGGCGAAGAAAACACACGUUCUCAAACCUAACCCGAGAAGACAAGAGAAAAGCCCCCCGCGAAAUCAUUUCCCCGGCACCGAGCCCAUGACGUCCAUUCACUUCGUGGUUCACCCGUUACCCGGGACCGAAGACCAGCUUAAUGACAGGCUCCGUGAAGUGUCGGAAAAGCUCAACAAAUACAACUGUAACAGUCAUCCACACCUUAUUCCAUUGGAGCAGGCCAAACUUAAGCAGUGUGUGGUUGGACCAAAUCAUGCUGGAUUUCUCCUUGAGGAUGGACGUAUCUGCAGGAUAAGCUUUGCUGUCCAGCCCGACCGACUGGAGCUCGGCAAGCCCGAUGGCAAUGAUGGUUCAAAGUUGAGCAGUGUCUCAGGGGCAGGAAGGAGCUCCAGGCCAGGCAGGACUAGUGAUCCGCCCUGGUUCCUGUCUGGUUCUGACACACUGGGCAGACUGGCAGGCAACACCCUUGGGAGCCGCUGGAGUUCAGGAGUAAAUGGUGGCAGCAGUGGAGGUGGAGGCAGCAGUGGCGGAGGCGCAGGAGGAGGCAGCGGGAGUGGAGGGGGUGCUGGAGGAGGCGCUGGAGGAGGAGGAUCUUCAGGCCGGUCCUCCACAGCAGCCCGUGAUUCACGCAGACAGACCCGCGUGAUCCGCACUGGCAGAGAUCGAGGCUCCGGCCUGCUGGGCAGUCAGCCACAGCCCGUAAUUCCAGCCUCCGUCAUCCCAGAGGAGCUCAUCUCUCAGGCCCAGGUGGUUCUUCAGGGAAAGUCCAGGAGUGUCAUCAUUCGAGAGCUGCAGCGCACAAACCUUGAUGUGAACUUGGCUGUAAACAACCUGCUGAGCAGAGAUGACGAGGAUGGAGAUGACGGAGACGACACGGCCAGCGAGUCCUACUUACCUGGAGAAGACUUGAUGUCACUGCUAGACGCGGACAUUCACUCCGCACACCCCAGCGUGAUCAUUGACGCGGAUGCCAUGUUCUCUGAGGACAUCAGCUACUUCGGCUACCCCUCUUUUCGACGCUCUUCCUUGUCUCGGCUCGGCUCUUCACGAGUUCUCCUUCUCCCCCUAGAGCGAGACUCUGAAUUGCUCCGCGAGCGGGAGUCGGUCCUGAGGCUGCGCGAGAGGAGGUGGCUGGAUGGAGCCUCCUUCGAUGCGGAGCGUGGCUCCACCAGCCGUGAGGGAGAGCCCAGCCUUGACAAGAAGACCGUGCCGCUGCAGAGCCCCGUCACUCUGGGCGAAGAGCUCCAGUGGUGGCCUGAUAAGGACUAUGUAACAAAGUUUGUCAGCGUUGGGGCUUUGUACUCUGAGAUGGUUGCCGUCAGUACCAAAGGUGAACUGUACCAGUGGAAGUGGAAUGAGCCCGAACCUUACAGAAACGCACAAAAUCCUUCUAUACAUCACCCUCGUGUCCUUUUCCUGGGCUUGACUAAUGAAAAGAUCACCCACCUGUCUGCCAACAGUAUCCGAGCCACUGUGGCCACCGAAAGCAACAAGGUGGCGACAUGGGUGGAUGAAACUCUGAGCACUGUUGCUGCUAAACUGGAACAUGGCGCACAAAUGUUCCCGGAGCUGCAGGGAGAGCGUAUCAUCUCUCUGCACUGCUGUGCCCUGUACACCUGCGCCCAGCUGGAGAGCAGCCUUUACUGGUGGGGUGUUGUGCCUUUUAGUCAGCGGAAAAAGAUGCUUGAGAAGGCCAGAGCCAAGAACAAGAAGCCAAAGUCCAGUGCAGGCAUCUCUUCUAUACCCAACAUCACAGUAGGAACUCAGGUGUGCCUGAGGAAUAACCCUCUAUAUCACGCUGGAGCCGUGGCCUUCUCCGUAAACGCCGGGAUCCCUAAAGUGGGAGUUCUGCUGGAGUCCGUGUGGAACAUGAAUGACAGCUGCCGCUUCCAGCUCCGCUCGCCCGAGAGCCUGAAGAACAUGGAGAAGAACACCAAGACACAGGAGACCAAGACGGAGAGCAAGCCAGAGCUGGUGAAGACGGAAAUGGGCCCUCCUCCCUCGCCAGCGUCCACAUGCAGUGACACUUCCUCCAUCGCCAGCAGCGCUUCUCUGCCCUACAAGCGUAGGCGCUCAACGCCGGCUCCAAAGGAGGAGGAGAAAGUCAAUGAAGAGCAGUGGCCUCUACGAGAGGUCGUUUUCGUGGAGGACGUUAAAAACGUCCCCGUGGGAAAGGUGCUAAAAGUCGAUGGUGCAUAUGUUGCUGUGAAAUUUCCAGGGACGUCGAGCAGCGUGAGCAGCCAGAGCGCAGCUCCCACUGACUCUGACCCUUCCUCACUGCUGCAAGACUGUCGCCUGCUCAGAAUAGAUGAGCUACAGUUUCAGAAGCAGACGCUGAUGCAGCACGUGCUGCGCUGUGAUUACGAGGCGUGCAGGCAGUACCUGAUCAGUCUGGAGCAGGCCAUGCUUCUGGAGCAGAACCCUCACGCUCUGGACGCUCUGCUGGGUCACCGCUGCGACGGCAACCGCAACAUCCUCCACGCCUGUGUCUCCGUCUGCUUCCCUGUCAGCAACAAGGAAACCAAGGAGGAGGAAGAAGCAGAGCGGUCUGAAAGGAACACGUUCGCUGAGAGGCUGUCCGCUGUCGAAGCCAUCGCCAAUGCCAUUUCAGUGGUGUCCAGCAACAGCUCGGGGAACCGCACCGGAUCAUCCGGCAGCCGGGGCUUGCGCUUGAGAGAGAUGAUGAGGCGCUCCCUCCGCGCUGCAGGUUUGGGCCGCCACGAAUCCGGCCCUUCCUCCAGCGACCACCAAGACCCCGUUUCACCCCCUAUUGCUCCUCCCAGCUGGGUACCAGACCCUCCACCGAUGGAUCCUGAUGGUGACAUUGAUUUCAUCUUGGCCCCUGCAGUGGGCUCCCUUACCACUGCCUCCACAGGCACCAGCCAGGGUCCCAGCACUUCCACCAUCCCAGGACCUUCAUCUGAACCAUCAGUAGUGGAAUCUAAAGACCGGAAGGCAAACGCACACCUGAUACUGAAGCUAAUGUGUGACAGCGUCGUCCUGCGACCUCACUUGAGAGAGCUGCUUUCUGCCAAGGAUGCUCGUGGGAUGACUCCAUUCAUGUUGGCGGUGAGCGGGAGAGCUUACCCAGCAGCCAUUACUGUUUUAGAAGCAGCACAGAAAAUAGCCAAAGGUGAUCUGGGUCUCGGAGAGAAAGAGGAUGCAGCGUCUGUGUUCAUGGAGAUGAUCUGUCCUUCAGGAACAAACCCAGAUGACUCUCCCCUCUACGUCCUGUGCUGUAACGACACCUGCAGCUUCACCUGGACUGGAGCUGAACACAUCAACCAGGACAUCUUUGAGUGCAGAACUUGCGGCCUGCUGGAGUCUCUGUGCUGCUGCACUGAAUGCGCCAGAGUUUGUCACAAGGGUCACGACUGCAAACUGAAGAGAACGUCUCCCACCGCAUACUGUGACUGCUGGGAGAAGUGUAAAUGCAAGACCCUCAUCGCGGGCCAGAAAGCAGCUCGUUUGGAUCUGCUCUACAGGCUGCUGACCACCACUAAUCUAGUUACCACUCCUAACAGCAGGGGAGAGCACAUCUUGCUGUUCCUGGUGCAGACUGUUGCAAGGCAGAGCGUGGAGCAUUGCCAGUAUCGACCACCUCGGAUACGAGAGGACAGGAACCGGAAGGCAGCCAGCGCUGAAGACUCAGAUAUGCCGGAUCAUGACCUGGAGCCUCCUCGCUUCGCGCAGCUGGCUCUAGAGCGCGUGUUGCAGGACUGGAACGCGCUGAAGUCCAUGAUAAUGUUCGGCUCUCAGGAAAACAAAGACCCACUAAGUGCCAGCAGCAAAAUCGCUCACCUUUUGCCAGAAGAGCAGAUGUACCUGAACCAGCAGAGCGGCACCAUCAGACUGGACUGUUUCACACACUGCCUCAUCGUCAAGUGUGCACCAGACAUCACUUUACCUGCAGGUGCCAGCAGCGUUCCUGCUUUCUUCUCCGAGGACGACUCUCAGUCGAAUGACUCCAGUGACUCGGACAGCAGCAGCAGUCAGAGUGACGAUGUGGAUCAGGAGACUUUCCUGUUGGACGAGCCUCUAGAGAGAACCACGGGCUCAGCACACGCCAACAGUGCGGCCCAGGCGCCGCGCUCCAUGCAGUGGGCUGUUCGCACUACACCCAGCCAGCGCUCCGCCGGCGGCGUCCCAUCCAGCUCAUCCACACCUGCUGCGAGCUCCACGGGCCUCAUCUACAUCGAUCCUUCAAACCUGCGACGGAGCAGCGCCAUCAGCACGAGCGCUGCAGCCGCCGCAGCAGCCCUGGAGGCCAGUAACUCCAGCAGCUACCUGACGUCUGCCAGCAGCCUGGCUCGAGCCUACAGCAUCGUCAUCCGGCAGAUCUCCGACCUCAUGAGCCUCAUACCCAAAUACAACCACCUGGUCUACUCGCAGUACCCCGCUGCCGUCAAACUCACCUAUCAGGACGCGGUUAAUCUGCAGAACUUUGUGGAGGAUAAGUUGAUCCCCACCUGGAACUGGAUGGUGUCCAUCAUGGAUUCCACUGAAGCGCAGCUGCGAUACGGCUCCGCUCUGUCAUCAGCCGGGGAUCCUGGUCACCCCAGUCACCCGCUGCACGCUUCACAGCACGCAGGCCGCAGGGAGCGCAUGACCGCUCGAGAGGAAGCCAGUCUCCGCACCCUUGAAGGUCGAAGGCGCGCCGCUACACUUUUGACGGCUCGUCAGGGGAUGAUGUCGGCUCGAGGAGACUUCCUGAACUACGCUCUGUCUCUAAUGCGUUCUCAUAACGACGAGCAUUCAGACGUUCUGCCUGUGCUGGACGUGUGUUCGCUCAAACACGUGGCGUACGUCUUCCAGGCCCUCAUCUACUGGAUUAAAGCCAUGAAUCUGCAGACGACACUCGACACCACUCAGAUUGACAGGAAGCGGAAUCGUGAGCUGCUGGAGCUCGGCCUGGACAAUGAGGACUCUGAGCACGAGAACGACGAGGACACCAAUCAGAGCUCCACCCUGCAGGACAAGGACGAGGAGUCGGUCCCUGCUGAGACCGGACAGCACCAUCCGUUUUUCCGCCGCUCGGACUCCAUGACCUUCCUGGGAUGUAUCCCUCCCAACCCUUUCGAAGUGCCCCUCGCUGAGGCCAUUCCUCUGGCUGACCAGCCGCAUCUCCUGCAGCCCAAUGCCAGAAAGGAGGACUUGUUUGGAAGACCAAGUCAGGGUCUGUAUUCAUCUUCGUACAUGGCCAGUAAAGGCCUCACAGAUCUGACUGUGGACAUGAAUUGCUUGCAGAUUCUACCCACAAAGAUGUCGUAUUCGGCGAACAUGAAGAACGUGAUGAGUAUGGAGUCUCGGCAGAGGGGUGGCGAGGAGCAGCCGGCUGCGGAGGAUAUGGAUGCAUCCAAACCAGGCCCUUCGCCUCACGAUCUGGCGGCCCAGUUAAAGAGCAGCCUGCUCGCAGAGAUAGGUUUGACAGAGAGUGACGGCCCGCCGCUUCCCACAUUUAUUCCACACUGCAGCUUUAUGGGGAUGGUGAUCUCUCACGACAUGCUGCUGGGCCGCUGGCGGCUUUCUCUGGAGCUGUUCGGCCGAGUCUUCAUGGAGGACGUGGGAGCAGAACCGGGAUCUAUCCUGACUGAACUGGGAGGUUUCGAGGUGAAGGAGUCCAAGUUCCGGCGUGAGAUGGAGAAGCUGAGGAACCUGCAGUCACGUGAUCUGGCCCUGGAGGUGGACCGCGACCGAGAGCAGCUCAUCCAGCAGACCAUGCGCCAGAUCAACGCUCACUUCGGCCGCCGCUGCACCACUACACCUAUGGCGGUGCACCGCGUGAAAGUGACUUUCAAGGAUGAACCUGGAGAGGGCAGCGGAGUGGCCCGGAGCUUUUACACGGCUAUCGCACAGGCCUUCCUCUCCAAUGACAAGCUGCCCAAUCUGGACUGUGUACAGAGUGUUAGCAAGGGAAUGCAGGCUAGCAAUCUUAUGCAGCGGCUGAGGAACCGAGACCGUGAGCGUGAGAGGAGGAGCGGAGGACUGAGAGCUGCAUCCAGACGAGACCGUGAUAGGGACUCGAGGAGACAGCUGUCGAUCGACACACGGCCGUUCAGACCUGCAUCAGAAGGGAACCCCAGCGAUGAACCGGAGCCGCUGCCAGCUCACAGACAAGCUCUAGGAGAGAGACUGUACCCACGAGUGCACGCCAUGCAGCCGGCUUUUGCCAGUAAAAUCACAGGGAUGCUGCUGGAGCUCUCUCCCGCUCAGCUGCUGCUGCUCCUGGCCAGUGAGGACUCGCUCAGAGCCCGUGUGGAGGAGGCCAUGGAGCUCCUCAUAACUCACGGAAGGGAAAAUGGCGCUGACAGUAUACUGGACCUCGGCCUCCUUGACACUCCUGAGAAAGCACAGCAGGAGAACCGAAAGAGGCACGGUUCGACCCGCAGUGUGGUUGACAUGGAGCUGGACGAUCCUGAUGACGGGGACGAUAACGCUCCUCUGUUUUACCAACCCGGCAAGAGGGGCUUCUACUCGCCCCGUCCAGGCAAGAACACAGAGGCCAGGCUCAACUGCUUCCGAAACAUCGGCAGGAUACUUGGCUUAUGUCUGUUACAGAAUGAACUUUGCCCCAUCACCCUCAAUAGACACGUCAUCAAGGUGUUGCUCGGCAGGAAGGUCAACUGGCACGACUUCGCGUUCUUCGACCCGGUGAUGUACGAGAGCUUGCGACAGCUGAUUCGUCACUCUCAAACCGAGGAGGCGGAGGCUGUGUUUGCGGCGAUGGACCUCGCCUUCGCUAUCGACCUCUGCAAGGAGGAAGGCUCUGGACAGGUGGAGCUCCUGGCUGGCGGGGUCAACAUGCCCGUGACGCCUCUGAACGUGUACGAGUACGUGAGGAGAUACGCGGAGCACCGGAUGCUGGUGGUGGCAGAACAGCCUCUGCAUGCCAUGCGGAAGGGUCUUCUGGAUGUGCUUCCAAAGAACGCUCUGGAGGACUUGACGGCUGAGGACUUCAGACUGCUGGUCAACGGCUGUGGAGAAGUUAAUGUCCAGAUGCUCAUCAGUUUCACCUCUUUCAAUGAUGAGUCAGGUACAUUAUUGGAUCUCAAGAUGCCCUUUUUCAUAAGAUCUUAUAUUCAAAUCAUUCUGAACUCGUCACAGUUUAGAAUCUUUAUUCCAUUUGUGACAAUUAAGACAUUGUUUAAUUUUUUCAAAAUUCCAGUUAUGGCAGAGAACAUCUGCAGAAACAGCUGGUGGCUUCAUUCAAUCAAUUCCAAUGAAGCCACCAGCUGA